This is a messenger RNA of Euleptes europaea (tarantolino), 1608 nucleotides long. Its product is annotated as zinc finger protein ZFP2-like. Gene Ontology annotation, biological process: regulation of DNA-templated transcription. Bases 1 to 1608 code for a protein of 535 amino acids. The record is from RefSeq and is a predicted model, not a curated record. The transcript is spliced from 8 exons. NCBI's taxonomy places the organism in Eukaryota, Metazoa, Chordata, Lepidosauria, Squamata, Sphaerodactylidae.
AUGGAGGAGGAAUGGGUUCUGCUGGAUCCCAGCCAAAGAAAGCUCUACUGGAAAGUGAUGGAGGAAAAUUACGAGACCGUGGGCUCAGUGGGCAACUACAUUUCCCAGAAGGCCUUGCAAGCACCACAGAGGUCAACCCUGUCCAUUGUCGAUGUCCUAGGGGCAGUUAUUCCUGGCGAUGGAGAAGGAAAAAUUUGCAAUAUGGAAUCCCAGAGAGCCUCUCUUCUCUCUUGUUUCCCCCGGCUGGAGGGAGAAUUGGACUCUUGCACGUCUGUAGGAAAGUGUGGAAAGUUCUUCUCUCACAAUGGCAACUUAACUAAGCAUCAAAAGGUUCACACAGGGGAGAAGCCAUAUAAAUGCUUGGAGUGUGGAAAGUGCUUCUGUUUCAAUAGUAGCCUAACUUCACAUCAGAAGGUUCACACAGGGGAGAAGCCAUAUAAAUGCCUGGAGUGUGGAAAGUGCUUCUCUCGCAAUAGAAGCCUAAUGAUGCAUCAAAGGGUUCACACAGGAGAAAAACCAUACAAAUGCCUGGAGUGUGGAAAGUUCUUCUCUCAGAAUGGCAACUUAACUAAGCAUCAAAAGGUUCACACAGGGGAGAAGCCAUAUAAAUGCUCGGAGUGUGGAAAGUGCUUCUCUUCCAGUAGCCACCUCAAUGUACAUCAAAAGCUUCACGCAGGGGAGAGACCAUAUAAAUGCCUGGAGUGUGGAAAGUGCUUCUCUCGCAAUGGCACCCUAACUAGUCAUCAAAAAGUUCACACAGGAGAAAAGCCAUAUAAAUGCCUGGAGUGUGGAAAGUGCUUCUCUUACAAUACCAACCUACCUAAACAUCAAAGGGUUCACACAGGAGAAAAGCCAUAUAAAUGCCUGGAGUGUGGAAAGUGCUUCUCUGAGAAUGGCAGCUUAACUACACAUCAAAAGGUUCACACAGGGGAGAAACCAUAUAAAUGCUUGGAGUGUGGAAAGUGCUUCUCUUACAAUAGCAGCCUAACUACACAUCAAAAGGUUCACACAGGGGAGAAACCAUAUAAAUGCUUGGAGUGUGGAAAGUGCUUCUCUUGCAAUAGUAGCCUAACUGCACAUCAAAAGGUUCACACAGGGGAGAAACCAUAUAAAUGCUUGGAGUGCGGAAAAUGCUUCUCUUGCAAUAGCAGCCUAACUAAACAUCAAAGGGUUCACACAGGGGAGAAGCCAUAUAAAUGCCUGGAAUGUGGAAAGUGCUUCUCUUUCAAUGGUAACCUAACUAGACAUCAAAAGCUUCACACAGGGGAGAAGCCAUAUAAAUGCCUGGAGUGUGGAAAGUGCUUCUCUUUGAAUGCUGUACACUCAGAAAAUAUGGCCCGAUCCAUUGACACCAGAUCUCCAACUCUCGGAGUAACUUCCGAACGCUCAGAGACAAGUAUAGAAGAUCAACUGGGCCAUAUUUUCCUCUUUCAGAGAUCACCAGUGUCCUUUGAGGAGGUCGCCGUGUUCUUUAUGGAGGAGGAAUGGGUUCUGCUGGAUCCCAGCCAAAGAAAGCUCUACUGGAAAGUGAUGGAGGAAAAUUACGAGACCGUGGGCUCAGUGGAAUUUGAUGUGGUCUCACUUGCUGGUCGGCUAGUUCUAAUUUAG